This is a messenger RNA of Hydractinia symbiolongicarpus, 1465 nucleotides long. Its product is annotated as epididymal secretory glutathione peroxidase-like. The coding region runs from base 421 to 720 and encodes 99 amino acids. Lineage: Eukaryota; Metazoa; Cnidaria; Hydrozoa; Anthoathecata; Hydractiniidae. Gene Ontology annotation, biological process: response to oxidative stress. The transcript is spliced from 4 exons. The record is from RefSeq and is a predicted model, not a curated record. Gene Ontology annotation, molecular function: glutathione peroxidase activity.
GACUGAAUGAAGUGUAAAACUAUAAGUUGUCGUCAUGUCUUCAUUAUAUUGGUUUCUCUUGUUACUGCUUGUGGCUAGCCUGCUCUCUUUUAGCAAUGCAAGGCCUCAUCUUGGAUGUACUGGUAUACGGUAUCGCAGAAGAUGUUCCAAAACUAAGAAUGUUGUGCGCAGAUCUCACCAGAAGAAACACUCAGUACAAAAACGUUUUAUAUCCAACUUUUCUGAAGAUGAUAUUCAACGAAUUAUGAAAGAGAUUGAAGAUGAAAUAAGAAGCAAGGAGAAUUGAAAGAAAACAACAUACUUUGAAAUGGCGUAGGCGUCGUUGCCUAUAAAAAUUUCGCCAAUCAAGAACCAUCAUCGAACGCAGAAAUACUAAAUGUCUUAAAGUUUGUUCGUCCAGGGAAUGGUUUCCAACCGAAGAUGGAUAUUUUUUCUAAAGCAGACGUAAAUGGUGCUUCGGAAAUCAAAUUAUUUUCCUGGUUAAAGAGCGUUUGUCCAUCACCAGUUGACGUGUUAUCAUCUUCCAAUACAGUACUUUGGAGUCCAAUUCGUAAAACAGAUAUUCAAUGGAAUUUUGAGAAAUUUCUGAUCAACCACAAUGGAGAACCAUUCAAAAGAUACUCUGCUGAUACUCCACCGUUGACGAUGGAAGAAGAUAUAUAUGCGCUAAUUGAGCAAUGUAAGAAAGAGAAAUAUUAUGAAGGGGUCCUGACAAAUUAAAGCUAAGGCAGUGCAUUUAUCUAAACAAAAUUUUCAUGAUACAAAAAAAGUACUUCACUUGAAAUAGUUAUGGAAAAAAACAUGUGUAGCCAAUUUUACAUGCUCUGGGAAGUCGGUUGACCACGUUUCUUUUUCUGUUUUUACAAUUGCAUUUUCAAACUUAAAGUUACUACCUACUAACUGCCCCGUUGUAUACUUUGACUUUAGUAGCUUUUAUACGGACCAGAAAUGAGGUUUCAAAACCGCAGUGAAAUUUCCCUCGUAUUUACAUGGAACUUUUUAUUUCGAAGAUGUGAAUUUUGUUUAGGCCAAUCAUUUUUACAAAAUAUUUUGAGAGAGAGAACAACAUGACACUGAAAUGAAACUUCGUGUGAAGGCUAACUUAGAAACUUUCGCGGGAAAAUACGCAUUUAAGAAAACAAGAAAUAGAACGAAACAGAACUCAGUUUCGCGGUAGUAUAAAGUUUAUAGCUAUGAGAUAUAUAUAUACCUCUAUGUUUAUAACUAGUCCUAAUUCUUAAGCUAGGUUUAUUGUGUCAAAAAUGAUUAAGAACCUGAUCUAAAAUUCGCAGUUUUAAGAAAAAAUCCAAAAUAUAAUAAUAAAUUUUUUUGCUGUUUAUAUGAUCGUCGUUUGUUAAAUUAAUAAAGCAAUUGACUUGAUGCUUGUGUAAAUUACAGACCGGAUUUUGUGCAUUUAUACGGAAUAUAAUAUUACAUAAAUGACAGUAAAAAUAUAAGUUAGAAA